CACUCUGUCAACUCUAUUUUGGUUUGUUUGGGAUUGUUUCCUUCCUUCCUGCGAGCGAUGGAAGAAAAGAAUGUCCAAGAGAGGCCUGUGGAUCAGCAGAUGGCAGAAGCUCAUCUUGAGACCCUUUCGUGCUCGUACCAGAAAUCCUACUCCCUCAAGGCGGCCAUUAAGCUCGGCAUAGCAGACAUCAUCCACGGCCAUGGGCAGCCGCUCACUGCUUCCCAAUUGGCCACCGAGAUCCCCAUCAACUCCUCCGCAGAUGCGUCAUGCCUCGAUCGCCUAAUGCGUCUACUGGUGCAUGCUGGUGUCUUUGCUGAAGAGAAAAAAAAAACCGGCACAGGUGAAGUGCUGUAUGCAUUGACGCCAGUGUCAAGGCUGUUGCUAAGGGAGGGCCAGCAUAAUCUGUCAGCGCUUACCAUGCUGAGCCUCCAUCCCUUGAUUGUCUCUACGUGGGACAAUUUGGCAGCUUGGUUGCAAUCAGGGGAGGGUAAUUGGCACCGUACUGCCUUUGAGGCUAAACACGGGGAACCAUUAUGGGUCAAGGCGAGCCUUGAUCCUAAGAUCAACAAGCUGUUCAAUGAGGCCAUGUCUAGUAUGUGCAAGCUGUUCAUGGGUUGCAUGGUUGAAAGGUGUGGUGAAGUUUUCAAGGAAGUGAGCUCACUUGUGGAUGUUGGGGGUGGGAAUGGGACUGUGGCCUCCAUCAUAGCCGAUGCUUUCCCUCACAUCAAGUGCAUGGUGUUGGACCUACCCCAUGUUGUGGCUGCAUCACCACCACAGCCAAAUGUUGUUGCGAUUGGAGGUGAUAUGUUUGAGUCAGUGCCACCAGCUGAUGCAGUCCUUAUUAAGGGAGUAAUGCAUGAUUGGGAUGAUGAAUCGUGCGUGAAGAUACUGAUGAGGUGCAAGGAGGCCAUUCCAAAACUAGGAGGGAAGGUGAUCGUUGUGGAGAUAGUGAAGAAGAAAUGGCCUCAACAAGUGUUCAAUGAACUGCAACUGGUCCUCGAUCUCCAUAUGAUGGUAAUGAACAAUGGAAAGGAACGCAACGAAGAGGAGUGGAAGAAGUUGUUUAUUGAUGCUGGCUUCUCCAGCUAUAAAAUAGUUACUAGCGUCGGCAUCCACUCUCUUAUAGAGGUCUUCCCUUAGUUGGGACUGCUGAUCCAUCAUCUUGCAGAGUGCUCGUCACUUUUUUGCAGCCUGUUAACGUGAUCAAACACCUCAAGCACAGCACAAUGUGAGAGACACAUGAGGACCUCAUCUCAAUCCCGUAGUUGGCCAACUUCAAUAAACUCUUAGUUCCAUUGGUGGUGGUGCACUAAACUCUUUAUUUCCAUGCAUGGUGGUGCGCCACUUCACU
Molecule: messenger RNA, 1351 nt
Organism: Nymphaea colorata (pocket water lily)
Lineage: Eukaryota; Viridiplantae; Streptophyta; Magnoliopsida; Nymphaeales; Nymphaeaceae
Product: trans-resveratrol di-O-methyltransferase-like
Exons: 2
Coding region: 58-1140 (360 amino acids)
Biological process (GO): methylation
Molecular function (GO): S-adenosylmethionine-dependent methyltransferase activity; O-methyltransferase activity; protein dimerization activity
Source: RefSeq, a predicted model, not a curated record